Molecule: messenger RNA, 707 nt
Organism: Homalodisca vitripennis (glassy-winged sharpshooter)
Lineage: Eukaryota; Metazoa; Arthropoda; Insecta; Hemiptera; Cicadellidae
Exons: 2
Coding region: 145-555 (136 amino acids)
Source: RefSeq, a predicted model, not a curated record
AGCGGCCGAUAAAACCGUACAAUGCAGACUCAAUCGCGCAUCGAAUAGCUCGACAAUUGAACGAAGAAUAGGCACAAUACAGCCGAGAAGAACAAUGAGGCCACAGACAACAGCGUGGAGUGCUAGAUUCCGUCAUACAUCACCAUGUGUGCCGUCUGGAUAUACGCGUCCUUAUCUGUCGUGCUUGCAGCCGUACAUUCCAGUGUCGGUGCAGAUCAGUACAAGCGAUUCUUGACUUCUGCAGAUGACGGUUGUUCUGCUCUCAACGGGAUGGUGAGUCACGAACUUCGAAGCGUCCCACUUUGUUACGUCUUAGAAGAGGUGCAGUGGCUCCAUCGGCAUCCUCUGUUGUCCCGACCUGUUGUGCCGGAUCCAGCUGAUCACGACUCCCGAGAACUGGGUCGGCGGGUUGGGGGUCUGUGUAGAGCCCGACCCCUUCCACCCCCCGCGCGACCGGCUCGUUACCUUCUAGACUGUACAUACAAAAUAAACCCAUUUAUCCAGUCGAGCUUCUUCAAUUCCAUUGUCUUUAGACUGGCCUUUAGGCUAAAAUAACACCAACAGUUAGGAUGUUUCAGCGUGCAAAAGUUGCUAAAAACAUUCCAAAACUCAAAUAGCCGCAAAAGUGUCAACAAGAAACCAGUGAAAUUCGUUACUUUUGUCAAUCACUAUGUGUAUAGAUAUUAAAUAAUCGAAAAUAAAACAAG